Messenger RNA from Vicia faba (fava bean), 2349 nucleotides. NCBI's taxonomy places the organism in Eukaryota, Viridiplantae, Streptophyta, Magnoliopsida, Fabales, Fabaceae. The record is from the annotation of a GenBank genome assembly.
AUGAAAAUUGAACCACAUUCUAAUGUCCUCCUGCAUCACUAUUCUUCGAACAUCUCUCAUCUUCCAACCGGUGGAACUCGCCUUCUAAUUGAUGGAAGAACUUGCUUGCUUCAGAAUGAUCACGAUCCAUCAAAGUUAAUUGGAGAGACUCCAUGCAAGCUUCUGAGAUAUUUGGUUGCAGACGACAGUCACAUUGAUGCAGACACACCAUAUGCUGAAGUUGAAGUCAUGAAGAUGUGUAUGCCUCUUCUCUCCCCUGCUUCUGGGAUUAUUCAUUUCAGAAUGGCUGAAGGUCAAGCCAUGCAGGCUGGUGAACUUAUAGCAAGGCUUGAUCUAGAUGAUCCUUCUGCUGUAAGAAAGGCAGAACCCUUCACUGGGAGCUUCCUAAUCCUGGGCCCUCCUACAGCAAUUUCAGGUAAAGUUCAUCAGAAAUGUGCGGCAAGCUUAAAUGCUGCACGGAUGAUUCUUGCUGGCUACGAGCACAAUAUUGAUGAAGUUGUGCAAAGUUUGCUCAAUUGCCUUGACAGCCCUGAAUUACCUUUCCUUCAAUGGCAAGAAUGCUUUGCAGUUCUGGCAACCCGUCUUCCUAAAGAUCUAAGAAUUGAGUUGGAAGCUAAAUAUAAGGAAUUCGAGAUUAAUUCAAGCUCCCAAAAUAUUGAUUUCCCUGCCAAAUUAUUGAAGGGAAUUCUUGAAGAUCAUCUUUUCUCCUGUGCUGAUAAUGAAAAAGGAGCCUUAGAAAGACUAGUUGAACCUCUGAUGAGUCUUGUAAAGUCUUAUGAGGGUGGAAGAGAGAGCCAUGCCCAUAAAAUUGUACAAUCUCUUUUCGAAGAGUAUCUCUCAGUCGAAGAACUAUUUAGUGAUAAUAUACAGGCUGAUGUAAUUGAACGACUCCGUCUUCAAUACAAGAAAGAUUUGUUGAAGAUUGUAGAUAUUGUGCUCUCUCAUCAGGGUGUCAAGAGCAAAAAUAAGCUGAUACUGCGACUAAUGGAUAAACUGGUUUACCCUAAUCCUGCUGCCUAUAGGGAUCAAUUGAUCCGAUUCUCCCAACUCAAUCAUAUUAUUUAUUCUGAGUUGGCUCUUAAGGCUAGUCAACUUCUUGAACAAACUAAACUGAGUGAACUUCGAUCCAGCAUUGCACGAAGUCUUUCUGAACUAGAAAUGUUUACUGAGGAUGGUGAAAAUAUUGAUACUCCGAAGAGGAAGGGUGCCAUUAAUGACCGAAUGGAGGACCUUGUGAGCGCUCCUUUGGCAGUUGAAGAUGCUCUUGUGGGCUUAUUUGAUCACAGUGAUAACACCCUUCAAAGGAGGGUUGUGGAAACUUAUAUACGUAGGCUUUACCAGCCGUAUCUUGUCAAAGGCAGCAUCAGGAUGCAGUGGCACAGAUCUGGCCUUAUUGCUACGUGGGAGUUCUUAGAAGAAUACGUUGAACGGAAGAACGGGGUUGAAGACAAAACACUGGUGGAGAAACAUAGUGAGAAGAAAUGGGGAGUGAUGGUUGUAAUUAAAUCUCUUCAAUUUUUGCCAGCAAUUAUCAGUGCUGCAUUAAGGGAAGCAACCAAUAACUUUCACGAUGCACUUAAAAGUGGUUCUGUCGACUCAAAUAAGCACGGUAAUAUGAUGCAUAUUGGACUAGUGGGCAUCAACAACCAAAUGAGUUUACUUCAAGACAGUGGUGAUGAAGAUCAGGCUCAAGAAAGAAUCAAUAAGUUGGCCAAAAUACUCAGAGAGCAGGAAGUAGGGUCCAUAAUACAUGCUGCCGGUGUUGGAGAUAUUAGCUGUAUCAUACAGAGGGAUGAAGGGCGUGCUCCAAUGAGGUAUUCCUUCCACUGGUCAGCAGAAAAGCUAUAUUAUGAAGAGGAACCCUUGUUGCGGCAUCUGGAACCUCCGCUAUCCAUUUAUCUUGAAUUGGACAAACUUAAAGGCUAUGAGAAUAUACGCUAUACACCAUCCCGUGAUCGUCAAUGGCACCUCUACACUGUUGUGGAUACCAAGCCACAACCAAUUCAAAGAAUGUUUCUUCGAACACUUCUCAGACAGCCAACCACAAAUGAAGGAUACUCUGUUGCAUUCGCUGUUGCACGUUUUUUUCAGCGAGGUGGAACUUUCCAAAAUUACUACAUGUACCAUGGAGGGACUAACUUUGGCCGAACAACUGGUGGACCUUUCAUUUCUACAAGUUAUGAUUAUGAUGCACCUAUUGAUGAGUAUGGAAUUAUUAGACAACCCAAAUGGGGGCAUCUUAAAGAUUUGCAUAAGGCCAUAAAACUUUGUGAAGAAGCACUUAUAGCUACUGAUCCAACAAUUUCAUCUCCUGGUCCAAAUCUAGAGACUUCAGUUUACAAGACAUGA